CCACCAGUGGCUGCUCGGCCUGGAGUCACUUCACCAACACUCGCUGACGAAGCUCUACAUUCUGACAUCCCUGACUUAAGAUGUGUUCCAGUUUGUCCUACUGCGCAAGGGAGAUGGAUGUGUUCUAUCAAGUGUCUUGACAUCUUCAUGCGGGACUGGACCAUCAGAGCUCGUGUCACAGGGAAGUCUGACAUUCGACCCUACCAGUCGGGAGGAGGGGGGUGGAUUUUCACCGUCACAUUGGUGGACGAGUCUGAGGAAAUCGGUGGAGUUGGCUUCAAUGGUGCUGUCGAUGCCAUUUGCGACAAGCUGGACCCGGGAAAUGUGUAUUAUAUUUCACAAGCACGCGUGGUCGAGGCAAAGGAGAAAUUACGAGCCUGGCGCAAAUACGAACUGAGAUUUGAUAAGGACACAAAAGUGGAGAAGUGCCUGGAGCCGACCAGUAUACCAAUCAAUAGGUAUAACUUCAUACCGAUUGCGUCGCUCGGAGAAUUGAAACCUGGUUCUUACUGUGAUGUUAUUGGUAUAUUGAAGGACAUCGGCCCCCUGAGAAAGAGGCUUUGUGCAACCACUGGAAGAACGGCCACUAAUCGCCACCUUAACAUUGUGGACAAGUCUCAGCAUGUUGUCAGGGUUACACUGUGGGAAAAGCUGGCGGAAAGAUUCCUUGCAGAAGACCUCUCGGUUGUCGCAUCGAAGACCGUAUGGGUCGGAGAUUUUCGUGGCAGAUCACUAGAGAUGAGAAUUUUUAGCGUCAUAACGGUUUCUCCGGACAUUGAAGAGGCUCACCUCCUGCGCCAAUGGUAUGAUGCCAUUGGAGCAAACGCAACAUUUCAUUUUUACCCUAGCACAUCGGUUUUGUGAAGUUUAUCAACGACAUAAGCUGUGGGGGCUUUCGGUUUUGUUAGGAAAGCAUGUAGUAUGUAGUCCUGUUGUCGUGCACGUGACGAAACGCGACCAUUGAACGCGACGACGAUGUCGACCCCCUCCGAUGCAGUGAAACAACUCCAAGACAAGCUGGAAAUCGCGAAACUACACAUCCUCGAUGCCCGCGCGGAACUGAAGUCCUAUCACUUUGAAAGCCUUGACGAC
Messenger RNA from Pisolithus orientalis, 1092 nucleotides. RefSeq lists its product as uncharacterized. The record is from RefSeq and is a predicted model, not a curated record. Bases 118 to 864 code for a protein of 248 amino acids. The transcript has 5 exons. Lineage: Eukaryota; Fungi; Basidiomycota; Agaricomycetes; Boletales; Pisolithaceae.